Molecule: messenger RNA, 375 nt
Organism: Striga asiatica
Lineage: Eukaryota; Viridiplantae; Streptophyta; Magnoliopsida; Lamiales; Orobanchaceae
Source: the annotation of a GenBank genome assembly
AUGGGCCUUAUAACUGUUGUGGUGGGACAUGUGUCCGCCCAAGGCCUGAUUCUCUGUAUCGUGAACUUUGUUGUCAGAGCCCGACGGGCCCUGAUUAGAAUCGGGACUGCACAUUUGGGCCUUUUCGGGCCUUGUUCUUGUUCUCCUACUCGUUUUCGACCAUGCUGGAAAAUGAUACCAUGUAGAUUUGAGCUUUUCACAAAGAAGUUUUGUAUAAACCAAAGAAAAACAAUUCAAAAUAUUCAAAUCGCCAUUAGAUCUGAGCUUCAAGCUCUCAAAGUUACAAAAGAAGAUGAAGGUCUUGUUCACGUGAUAAAACCCGUACAUGCCAUAAUGACCAAUGAGGAAACAACACGCGUCCCACAUAUCACAUGA